CUCUCUACUUGCUUGUUCGUUUCAGACUUUCAUACUGAUUCCCUGUCUCUGAUAUGGGUUUCUUUAUUGCUUCUCUUUGUUUUUUGUUUGGAGAAAUUGAAUGCGAGAGUGAUGGAGAAACCAGGAGCAGGUGGAAGGCCAAGGCAGUUGACAUGUGGGAACACGUCAGGGUGUUGGAAGGGAAAAGAGUAGAGUGUAAACAUUGUGGAUUGAAAUUUGCAGCAAGUGCUAAUCGCAUCAAAGCCCAUAUAAAUCAGAUCAAGGGUCAGGGAAUUCGACUGUGUCCUGGUUCUCCUCAGCUAAACAAUACCAAUUCCGACAAAGUGACCAGUGAUCUCAAAGAGAAAGAGGACCUCCUUGCCAUUGAUGAUUCUUUCUCGCUAGAAGACCUCCCUCAUCCCCAAGCUAUGCAUCAAGAGAUGAUUCAUGUUUGCCCUUUCUCUGUUUCUCAUAUGGUGAAUGAAGCUGACUUGCGGUUGAUUCAAUAUGUUUUUGAACAAUCAUGCAGUGAUGAGAAAAUUUUCUCUUCACCACGUUUACAUUUGACACAAUCUGACUUUAUUACUCUUAGACCGGAGGCCGAUUUGAAUUCGUGGGUAAUAGAUAUUUUUGUCUAUAUCUUGACGGAGACUGAAAGGAAGAAAAGUAAACCUUUGAAUUUGUACCUUCCAGUGAUGUUUUCGAAUGAAGCGCUCAAAAGUGACGUAAGUUCCUUCCUUAACUUUGUUGAGCGGCAUAAUAUGAGAGAAAACUACAUGUUUCACUUAAACUAUUGUGAGAAGGUAUUAUGUUAUUCUCUUCUUGUAGUUGAUGUUUCGCUUACCAUUAUGAAUGCUCUUUCGACUAUAUAUUUUUAUUCCUGUCCAUGCUAA
Molecule: messenger RNA, 872 nt
Organism: Prosopis cineraria
Lineage: Eukaryota; Viridiplantae; Streptophyta; Magnoliopsida; Fabales; Fabaceae
Exons: 6
Coding region: 54-872 (272 amino acids)
Source: RefSeq, a predicted model, not a curated record